Messenger RNA from Myodes glareolus (Bank vole), 438 nucleotides. Its product is annotated as gastric inhibitory polypeptide. Lineage: Eukaryota; Metazoa; Chordata; Mammalia; Rodentia; Cricetidae. Gene Ontology annotation, molecular function: glucagon receptor binding. Gene Ontology annotation, biological process: regulation of fatty acid biosynthetic process; response to starvation; regulation of insulin secretion. The record is from RefSeq and is a predicted model, not a curated record.
AUGGUAGCUAUGAAGACUUGGUCUCUACUGCUGGUAUUCCUCUUCCUGGCAGCUGGGCUGGGAGAAAAAGAAGAGGUUCGAUUCAGAUCCCCUGCUAAAUUUGGUAGCCCCCUGCCUCGAGGCCCAAGGUAUGCAGAGGGGAAUUUCAUCAACAAUUACAGCAUUGCCAUGAACAAGAUCCACCAACAAGACCUUGUGAACUGACUGCUGGCCCAGAAGAGGAAGAAGAAUGACAGGAAACAAAAUACCCAGAGAGAGGCCCAGGUAUUGGAGCUGACAGGACAAUCUCAGAGAAAUGAGGAAACAGAGGGACAUCAGAGCUCCUUGCCCAAGAAACCCAGUGAUGAAGAUGUGCUCAGGGACUUGACAUCUAUUUGCACAGAGUUACUGACCUGGAUGGUGGACCAAAAAGAGCUCUGUUGGCUCAGGUCUCAGUGA